Penicilliopsis zonata CBS 506.65 is the source of this 1248-nucleotide messenger RNA. RefSeq lists its product as hypothetical. The record is from RefSeq and is a predicted model, not a curated record. Lineage: Eukaryota; Fungi; Ascomycota; Eurotiomycetes; Eurotiales; Aspergillaceae. The transcript is spliced from 2 exons. The coding region runs from base 172 to 1092 and encodes 306 amino acids.
CUUUUCUUCUUCUCAUUAUCUAGGUGAUGCUUAGAUGAUUGAACCAUCACUUAUUACUAUGUACUACUAUAAGUAGUAGUAAUCCACGCUAACCGCUUUUCGGAUUCAAGAGUGAGACGGAGUUAACCGUGGAGAUUAUGUGGUAUAUAAACAGUCUGCUAAUAUUGAAUCAUGUCCUACAAACCCAUCAAUCUCACUAUGAAAUUCCUCAUUACUGGAGCCACCGGCUUCGUCGGGUCCGCCGUGGUCGACGAACUGCUCGCAGCAGGGCACAGCGUGGUCGGACUCGCCCGCUCCGACGCCUCUGCAGCCCUUCUCCAGGCGAAAGGCGUCCAGGUCCUGCGCGGGACGCUGGCAGACCAUUCCGUGCUCAAACAGGGAGCGUCCGAGUGCGAGGGCGUGGCCCAUCUCGCGUUCGACCAUGACUUUGCCAAGUUUGCAGAGAACGCAGUGGAAGAGCGAGCGGCGAUCGAAGCCCUGGCGUCGGCGCUGGAGGGAACGAAUAAACCGCUUGUGGUGACUUCGGGCACGAUGGCCAUGGUUAGAGAGAAUCUCGUCGGCAGCGAAGAUACGCCGGUCGACAUGGAGUCGCCCAUGAAGAUCCGCACGGCCACCGAGACGGUUGUGCUCGCCCUCGCCGCGCGGGGGAUCCGAUCGAGUGUCGUCCGUCUGGCUCCGAGUGUGCACGGAGACGGCGACAGGGGGUUUGUGUAUAGAAUCAGCGCUGCCGCCAAGGAACACGGCGAGUCGCUGUAUAUCGGCCAGGGGAGCAACUGCUGGCCGGCGGUGCAUCGCCGCGAUGCAGCCCGUCUCUACCGGCUUGCCCUGGAGAAGGGAGUCGCCGGAUCGCGAUACCACGCGGUCGGCGAGGAGGCGGUGCCCACGCGAGCCAUUGCUGAAGCCAUCGGGCAGAGCCUGCAGGUGCCUGUCGUGUCCAAGACUGUGCAGGACGCCGUGCAGCGACUUGGGUUUGUUGGAUAUCCGUUUGCUGCGGACAGCCGGGCGUCGAGCACGAAGACGCAGCAGGAGCUGGGAUGGACGCCGAGAGAGGCUACUUUGUUGGAGGACAUUGGCAAGGGUGUUUAUAAUUAGACUAGUACUCUCUAGGAAUUCUCUAGGGUUAUUGAAGAACCAUGGAUUUGAUAGACCUGGGUUGUAGUCUGAUUCUCUAACCCUAACCUAUACAUUUUCUAUGCACUUACUGUUCUUAAGUAGGGUUAGGUUGUAGACUGAAUCCUUAACCCUAAC